UCUGCUCGAUCGUCUUCUCUCCUUCUUUUCUCUGAGCGAAGGGAGGGGAGGGGAGGGGAGGAAGAAACAAAUUCGCCAUUAGAGCUCCUUGUUGAAGUUUCAGAGACAGAAAGAGGAACAGAGAUGUUGCAGGAAGUGAUUCGUCCGCCGGAGCCGCAUUCACCUGAUGAUCUCUCGGUGGUAUCUACCGUGCUUUUCGACUUCGGCGUGGACGACGUCCUCUUCGCCGAGGCGCUGAGGAACCCACCGGAAGUCUCCACUUCCAGCUGCUCCGACGAUACCUGCUUCUCCUCCUCCUCCCAGUCCGCACCCCGCCACCAGAAUCCCUGCGUGGCUGACCUCACACCGCCGCUCCCACGCCAGCAACAGGAUUUCCCGCUGGCCUUCGUACCGGCUCUCCCCUUGAACGACCAGUUCGACCUCUCCCCUCUCCAGCCUUUCUCCAACUCCUCCCCUUACGGGGAUAACGCCGCCGGACCCGCUCUGAGCUAUGCCCUCCCGGCUCCACUCGGGUUCGAGUCAUCCCCACCGAUGCCCUGCGUCUUCGGACCGCCGUUCGAAGCGGAGGAGGAAUGCCUCUCCCCGUUCGCAAAUUUCGUCCAGGCAGUGGCGCUCGCGCCGGUGCUCCACGGGGGGAUGAGCCCGUCCAUUCCGGUGGACCAGGGGAGGCCCUUCUCGGCGGGGUCGGUGCACUUGAUCCCCGUUGAGCCCGCGCCGACUCUGGAGCUGCAUCCAGUGAGGGACGGAGGAGUCUUUGCCGCCGGAGCCCUACGCCGCGUCUACAGCGCCGGAGAUAUACAGGGACUUCAUCAUGAUCAGAAACAGCAGCUGGUUGGUGGCGCAUGUGGCAGCACUCCGAGGUCCGACUCCGCUGCACCGCUAGAGGACUCCGCCUUCAAGGUUGGUCGCUACUCCGUCGAGGAGCGCAAACAGAGGAUACACAGAUAUUUGAAGAAAAGGAACGAAAGGAACUUCAAUAAGAAGAUCAAGUACGCCUGCCGGAAAACGCUGGCGGACAGCAGGCCACGAGUCAGGGGAAGGUUUGCCAAGAACGAUGACUUCAAUGACCCAACUGUGCCAAACUCUAGGCGACACUAUGAUGACGAUGAGGAAGAAGUGGAUAACAUUGCAGAAGGUAAGGAGCAGGAUCUGGUCGACUCCUCCGACAUCUUUGCCCACAUUAGUGGUGUGAAUGCUUUUAACACCAAUUUUCCCAUUCAGUCUUGGACAUAGAUUUUGCUCCUCAUUUGAACCUCAGUUUGUACAUCUCGACACACUUGCAAGAACCUGCAAGCGUGCCCCUCUUUUCCUUGUUUUUUUUUUUCCUCUCAAGAUACUAAUCCCAAUAAAUAUUUCGAUGCCUGUAUAUUUAUUAAGGAUGCUAAU
Messenger RNA from Nymphaea colorata (pocket water lily), 1386 nucleotides. RefSeq lists its product as uncharacterized. Bases 124 to 1233 code for a protein of 369 amino acids. Gene Ontology annotation, molecular function: protein binding. Gene Ontology annotation, biological process: regulation of flower development. Lineage: Eukaryota; Viridiplantae; Streptophyta; Magnoliopsida; Nymphaeales; Nymphaeaceae. Gene Ontology annotation, cellular component: nucleus. The transcript is spliced from 5 exons. The record is from RefSeq and is a predicted model, not a curated record.